UUGGACGCGCAUCGGAACCGGCAGAUGGGCUUCAGCGGUAGAACGGAUAGGAUGUCGAAGACGACGUCGUAGGGUAGCGGGAUGGUGCUCAUGUCGAUCGCCAUCGUUCGUGUGUGUUUAGCAAAGAUGCGUAGGGUAGCGGAAUACGUGCGUACUUAGCAAAGAUGUUGGCGUAAAGCUAUCAUGGCUUGGUCUCCACGUAGAGCAGCUAAACCGGAAUCUGAGUCCAACCUGAUUAUAUUAUUCAGAAUCUGAGUCCAACCUGAUUAUAUUAUUCAGAAUCUGAGUCUAACCUGAUUAGGAAUCCUACCCGGAAUCUGAGUCCAACCUGAUUAUUCGGAACAGGAGGAUCGGAAGAAAUUGGCAGAGGAGUACUGGUACCCUAACAAAGAGAAGGCCCAAUAUACGGAGUGGAAUCCUUGCGACUAUUUCGCUGCAAGGAUCUGGCGAACCGACGACAUCAGUAAGUAUAUAUAUACCCUCUCGUGCUCCUAACCACAUAGUACUAACGUUUGCCCCGUUCCAGUGGAUGAACUAGAUGCACCUUACCUAUGUAUGUUACCUAUGCAGCAUCUGUCCCUCCCAUGUGUUUCACCGACAAUCUUUCUAGCUUCAGUUUCCCCAGAUCUAACCUGCAGAUUGUAUCGAUAAAAAUUGCUUCAAUAAGAGGAGGUCUACGGUGGCCCAUCCAUGUCUAUGGCAUGGUCACCGCGCGCGAUGUCUUGGACCACCGUAAGCGUGUUAUUAUCUACGCCCGUGCUAGAGGUGACUGUCAGACUAUAACAGAGGAGAAUCCAUCUCUCUUACUCACAGGUCCUACGCGUGCAAUUCUGACCUGCCAAGACCCCGGGAACAUCGAGAUCGUGCUCAAAGUAAAGGGUGAAACUGAAUCUCAAGACAGGGACUUAAGUUCUCUUGUCUUGACGUUAUGUGAGAAUUGUUCUUUUCGUGGGGACUACACUACCAAGCGCAGCACACUCGAGUUAGGAUUCCACCACAUUGAGAGUGCUGUGGAGGCAACAAUCCGUGUGCGAAUCGCUGGUGGAUCGGUGUUGCCACCAGGUGGUCUUCAAGGCGUAUUCACCGCUAGUACCGCUAGCAUACAUGAUGAGGAAAUUUUGUUGCUUGCUUUCGGAGAUGGUAAACUGCCCCUCGCCGACGAUGGCACAAUCAACCUUUCACGCCGUGUUGUCUCCGUCGGAUACAGUAGACAAGAUCAAAAAGAUCAUCUCAAGGUGUCUGUCGUGGCAAAGUGUGCUGAGGAUGGACAUGAUGCUACGAGAGAUGACAUAGUUUUUACGCCGAAGAUAUAUGGUAGAAGUUGGGGUGUGUUUCAUGUUGGCGCCUGUAAGAUGCAUGUCACGGUUGCCUGGUCUGAAUUCCGUUACUAAUUUUUAAUAUAACUAGACUAAAGUACCAAGGCCGAUUCUUGUUAAAUUGCUUGGUUUGUUCUUGACGUCCCGAGUAGUUAGUUGCUAAUG
Molecule: messenger RNA, 1481 nt
Organism: Lolium rigidum
Lineage: Eukaryota; Viridiplantae; Streptophyta; Magnoliopsida; Poales; Poaceae
Exons: 3
Coding region: 552-1391 (279 amino acids)
Source: RefSeq, a predicted model, not a curated record